Opisthocomus hoazin is the source of this 321-nucleotide messenger RNA. The record is from RefSeq and is a predicted model, not a curated record. NCBI's taxonomy places the organism in Eukaryota, Metazoa, Chordata, Aves, Opisthocomiformes, Opisthocomidae.
AUGCCCAUCUCGUCCCUGCCCAGCAUCGCGUCCCCCCGCGCGGGCUUCACGCAGCGGUUAAGGAAACCCCUCAUCGAGCGGAAGCGAAGGGAGAGGAUUAAUAAUUGCUUGGACCAGCUGAAGGAGACUGUCGUGGGCGCCUUUCAUCUGGAUUCUAAACUGGAGAAAGCGGACAUCCUCGAGAUGACGGUGAAGCACCUCCAGAACAUCCAGAGCAGCAAGCUGCUGGUCGUCGCCGCGGCUCCCAGACACGUCCUGCAGCCAAAUUUUUCCCACAACAGCCCGAGAAUGGGCUCGUUAGAUAUGUGGAGACCGUGGUAA